Molecule: messenger RNA, 2153 nt
Organism: Bactrocera oleae (olive fruit fly)
Lineage: Eukaryota; Metazoa; Arthropoda; Insecta; Diptera; Tephritidae
Gene: Trissin
Product: trissin
Source: RefSeq, a predicted model, not a curated record
AUAGAUAUAUAUAUAUACUACCUAUGAAGUUAUAAAUAUUUGUAUUUUUGCGCAUCGGUUUUAUUGCUUUUGAUUGCUUUCAUUUUAUUAAUUUAGUUCUUAUUCUGGCACACUUAAAAUAUUUUAAAUAAUCAUAUACAUAUAUAUAAUAGAGAUAUUAACGUGAAUAACGGUUCAUUCAGUAAAGUAAUUAUAUAUAAAUAUUCAUAUACAUAUUAUUAUACUGAGUAUAGAAGAAAGGCGUCCUUAUAUUUACCUUAAACAUUACUCUCUCACUCUCUUCAUUUUGCUUUCUUAUGUAUUUUCAAUUACAAUGCUAGCAGUAUGAUUACAUUAUUAGAAUUAAAUUUGUAACGUGUGUGUUGUUGUUUUCUAAGCAUUAGACUCUAAUAUUUUACAAACUUGUUUUUCAAACAUAUUUACAUACAUACAUACAUACAAUAAAUAUUACAGGUACAACAUAUAUUUAUAUGUAUAGGAAGGAUAAUAACUGCGUUUUAUUACGGGAAGAGAUUGAGUGCGGAACGAUUUCACUUAUAAAAGCCAGAUUCUUUGUUUGAUAUAACAGAUGAGCCGACAAGUUCGUACCGUUUUAAAAAACAUUUAUAGCGACCUAUAACCAACUAUGGUAACAUGUAAAUUUUCCUGCCUUGUUAAAUUGAGUCUAACUAAAUUUUAAGGAAAGAGUAAGAUCUCCAUAUAAACUUCUAGAAUACCAAAUACCUUUACAGAAUAAUAUGUUUUUGUCCAUAUGGUAGUUUUAAAGAUUUUAUUCAAGUACAUAAUCUUGAAAUCUGUAUAAACUAAAUCUGAUCAUUUAACACAUUAACACAAGUGCUCGCCGUUUUCUAUUUUACAUUAUAGUUUUCAGUUUUCACCCGCUCUAAUAAGGCUCUUUAAAUUCAUCUUAUUAUGCAGCUAACAGAUUUUCCACAUUUGAGACUGAUAUCCAGGGCAAAGGACACUUUUAUAUAGACACACACCGACACAUUUGCCCGGACGUUGGUUGCAUAAAUGGCAUGACGUCUUCUGUCACAUUUCUGGGUAUUAUUCUAGGUACCAUAUUGUAGAGCGAUUAUGUAUUCUAUGCAGGUAAAUUUUGUAGUUUGAAAUUUGCAACGAGUUAACAGUGUCUUUGGUUUAAUGUAAUACACAACUUCUACGCAUCGUUGAGCUUUUGAAUUGGAAACUGUCAAGUGUUCCUUCUAUCCGCUUUAUUGAGGAUUUUGUGUUAAUUUUUUUUUUAUUAUCCUUAAAACAUAUUUACAUAUUUGUUUGUUGCUCUUCAUCUGUUGGCCAGUUGGAUAUAUAAGUUGGUGAGUUUUAGUCAACAUUCUUUUAGUCGUCGCCAUUGCGUGAUAACGGUAGUAAUAUUCACUAAGAAGGUGCUGUGAUUUAAGGAUUGAAUAUUUUUGUUUGAAAUUUUGUUCCAAAAUUGUAACAUUUGACCAGUGUUUCUAUGAGUGCAUUUGACAAUAGAUCAGAGUGGAAAUGCAUUAUAAAUUACACUCUUUUAUAAUUUUCUUGUGCAUUUUCAUUUUCAAUUUGCACAAACCAAUGACGACUAGCGCAAUGUAUUCUAAAUACUUAAAUAUACCGAUGGAGGAUCCGUUCUAUGAACUGGAACCAAAUGCGCUUUUCGAAAGCAAGCGUUCGAUGACUUGUGAUUCGUGUGGCAACGAGUGUACGAAUGCUUGUGGCACGAAGAAUUUUCGCACUUGCUGUUUCAAUUAUUUGCGCAAGCGAAACGACCCCAACGCCAUGAAAUCGGUCAGUAAUAAGCGUCUCAUCGACUUUAUACUUCUACAAGGUCGGGCCGCAAUGUACACCUUGGAUGAGCAUAAUAACAGUGGUGGUGUAGGCAUCGAUGGGAGAGUUAAUAGUGCCGAUGGCAAAGGUUUGGACGCAGUUGAGAAGACUUAUGAUGCCACUGGCAGGCGAAGACGGAUGGACGGGGGCAUACAUUUUCCACACAGAGUUGUAUGAAGUGGUUUCUAGUGUGAGCGAUGUUAAAUUUUGAGACUCAAAAAUCUUUUAAAUCGAAUAAUAUUUUCUGGCUGGACUGAAAAGACCAGCUCAAAAAUAUCUGCUGCUUGAAAUGUUGUUUUUAUAAGGAAUAAAUAGCAAUUGCUUUCUAAAAAGCUUGAAUAUAA